AUGCCAUCGGCUUGUAAAAAUGAAGAAGCUUCACGAGCCCCAACUAAGGAUAAAGUGGCCGGAGAGGUUCGACGGGAGUCUGUUCUCCAGGGCAGGGAGGCACAGCAUCGUCUGACCGAAGUGUGCGGUCAAGCGGCGAUCACAGGCUCUACAGUAGAGAGAGGUCCCCCUACUCAGCCCCCCCUAGAAUGGUACCGACGUUCACCCUUAAACUUUGAUACCCCGGAUCGCUCUGAAAGUCCCAAAGAGGAGAGUCACAGUUCGGAUGAACGCUGCUAUUCCGUCCCAAGUGACAGGGAUUCACCCCUUGGACCAGAGCCAAUCUAUGGCAGUGACGACUCAGAUCGAAAAACAAGGGACUGCCUGACCGAUGACAACGAGGAUGCUCCCCAUGUUUUCGACGAGCCUUCCGACGCAGAAACCCCAGACCCAAACCUGGCCCGCAAGAAGAAAACCCGGACAGUUUUCAGCCGCAGUCAGGUCUUCCAACUCGAGUCCACUUUUGACAUGAAACGCUACCUUAGCAGCUCGGAACGAGCAGGUCUGGCUGCUUCCCUGCACCUGACCGAAACUCAAGUGAAAAUCUGGUUCCAGAAUCGUCGGAAUAAGUGGAAGAGACAGUUGGCCGCGGACUUAGAGGCAGCGAACAUCUCUCACUCGUCCCAGCGAAUUGUUCGUGUGCCCAUCCUUUACCACGAGAGCACCACGCCACCCUCUGCACUGAGCUUCAGCGUGCCGCAGGUCUCCCCACCUCUUGUGGGGUUCUCCAGUUCUAUGAACUAUCCCCUCACGUCCUUUGCCCAGUCCAUGAGCGUACUGAGGUCACAGAUGACUGGACUAGUCUAAAAUCGUGGGUUAGAGGAUCUCCACGAAGCCUGAACUGUCAUUAUGUCAAUACUGUACCUGAAUCGUGCAAUAAUUCACUUGGCCGCAGAAAACUACAUGUUCAUGUUUUGUUGCAUCCAAAGAUUACAUAUAACGUGAUUAUUAUACAUACAUUUUAGUUAUAGUCAUACUAUUUUUUAAUGUUAUUAACGUCUACUGUAGCCUACGUCUGCCUUGACACUACAGAUCAUAUUUUUACGCAUGGGAUGCAGGCCCUAGCUGUUUGUGCAUAUUUUAAGAUUACACUUUU
This is a messenger RNA of Sardina pilchardus (European sardine), 1135 nucleotides long. RefSeq names its product H6 family homeobox 1 (gene hmx1). The transcript is spliced from 3 exons. Bases 1 to 846 code for a protein of 281 amino acids. Gene Ontology annotation, biological process: negative regulation of DNA-templated transcription; regulation of transcription by RNA polymerase II. Gene Ontology annotation, cellular component: nucleus. NCBI's taxonomy places the organism in Eukaryota, Metazoa, Chordata, Actinopteri, Clupeiformes, Clupeidae. Gene Ontology annotation, molecular function: DNA-binding transcription factor activity, RNA polymerase II-specific; RNA polymerase II transcription regulatory region sequence-specific DNA binding. The record is from RefSeq and is a predicted model, not a curated record.